UAUUCGAUUGGCAAAUUUGACAAAAAUUGCUGAUGGAGCGUUCAACUCUUUAAGUAAACUCAAUGACUUGCGAUUAGAUGACAACAAGUUAACAUCUGUACCCGACUUGACUGGCCUUAAGACGGUGGAGCUAAUGCACUUGGGAAAUAAUCGAAUAAGCAACAUAUCAAGCCUUGCAACGUCAAGAAUCAACUAUGUGAGGGAAAUGUCUCUGAGGGAAAAUCAGAUCGAGCAGCUACCAGCCGAGGUGUUCCAGAAUUUGAACGUACUGUACGCUUUAGAUUUGUCCUUCAACAAUAAGCUGUCGUCCAUACCAGAUGGUGCGUUUUCUGGCCUCAAGCAAUUGGAAGUAUUGUUUCUGCACUUCAACAACAUCUCAAAAAUUAGCAGCCUUACCUUUGCUGGGCUUAGAAAUCUGAGGAUGCUGAUGCUUGUCAACAACAGUCUGGCUUCUCUUCCUGAAAAGGCUUUUGCUGAAAUGUCUUUGAGCUUUUUGUUUUUACAUGGAAACCGAAUCAAAAACAUUGAUGCGAAUGCUUUUCGCGGCCUCACUGAUCUGCGUUUGGUGACGCUAUUUGAAAAUCCCGCCUUAAUGUCACUUCCAAGAAAUGUAUUCAAUGGACUGACUGAAAAUGUUACUUUGGUUGUCUCCUGCAAAACCCUCAAAGAGCUUCCUCGAGGGAUAAACGAAGCAAGGGUUGUAUGUGCUCCAACAGAAUCUUUGUUUGUAAUCGUCUCUUACCGAGAACGCCGCUAUCAGCGGGAUGGUCUUCUAGCCUCCGGCUUUAUGUGUCCUAAAUGCAGAAAGGAGGUCUAUCCCAGAUGCCUUAAUUGUAGCCUUUGCUCGACGGGCACCUACAGCAGCCGUGAUACUACGAAUACACAUUGCUUGAAGUGCCCUGCAGGAGGCUUUUACCAAGACGAAAUGGGCCAAAUUGACUGUAAGAAUUGCUCCAUUGGCACUUAUGUUCCUGAGAUUAACUACCCUGGAAAAUCCGCGACUGACUGUCGUGCAUGCCCUUACGGUACCCAAUCUGACAAACCUGCUGGUUAUCGUGCAUGCAGUUGUCUCCCACAUUUCUUCCGCCUAGAUCGUUUUGGCCCUUGUUCAGCAUGUGAAGAGCAUGGAAUGGUAUGUCAGUCAGAUACAGCAAUUUUGGCGCCAAAGUACUUUUGGAAAUUUAACAGCUCAGAACAAAUGAACCAUUACAAAGAAUUUGUUCUUAACAUUCAAAUCUUCAAUGCUGAAUAUAACCGUGACUUUUCCAGUUAUCGCGCUUUGUUACCAACCCCUAUCAAAUGCCCCUUUACAGAUUCGUGCAAUGGUGGUAUUGAAUCAUCGUGUACAGAAGGAUACGAGGGUACCCUCUGCGCAACUUGCUCCUCAAAUCACUUUCUCCGUUUUAACAGAUGCUUAGAGUGUCCUAGCAUGUUGGUAACAGUAAUUUCCUGUGUUUUGGUCAUCGUGGUAUUUAUUAUUCUGUUUUUACUUAUAUUCUGGGGCGACUCAAACGCUGCAAAUGGCGAACGUGGAGGUACUGCGGCAGAUGUGGUAAUGUCUUGUGUAAAAAUCGUGGUUGGCUUUUAUCAAGUGGCCUCCGGUAUUUUCUCAGCGUUACGGCAAGUUCAAUGGCCUGUAGUUCUUGUCUCUAUGGAAAAAUACCUGAAGUUUGUCGAAGGGAACAUCUUGCAGUUCGCACCAUUGAGCUGCAUUGACCCAGUGUUUCGACUGGAUCCAUUCAUGCAAUUUUGUCUUUCUAUCUCUAUCAAUAUCUCAGUAGUUUUGUUAAUACUGAUCUACUUAUUACUUAAGAGACAAUACAUCAAAAAGUUAGAGAUUUCUGACCUCCAAAAAAAGGAUGAAAUUUCACAUUUGAAAAAGUCAUGCUACCGAAACAUAUUCCUAUUUCUUCUGUUGUCUUACCCAAUAACGAGCAAGAAAAUUAUCAAUGUCAUUCUGCCCCUGCCAGGAGUCUGUGAGGAUGUGUGUUUCACCAAAGAUGGCAGUGACUGCAUUUCUCUCCUGAAAGCUGAUUAUUCCAUUUCCUGCCACAGUCCAGCAAAUGGUGUGUACUGGAAACUAGCAGCCGCAUGCGCAAUAUAUCCUCUCCUCUUUCCUCUACUGCUUCUUAUUCCUCUUUACAAGUACCGUGAGCCUCGUCUCGAUGAUGAAAUUUGUUUUGGUCUUAAAGUUUUCUUUGAAAACUAUAAAGAGAAAUAUUGGUUCUGGGAGAUAAUUGAGAUGUAUCGGAAACUGAUCCUCAUCUCAGGCAUACUUCUGUUUGAUUCCACAAGCCAAUAUCAAAUUGUCUGUGCCGUAAUUGUUGCAAGUGUAUCAGGAAUCACUUACAGCAUGGCCCGACCCAUAAAAGGCAAAUUCGAGGAUCGAUUACAAGCCUUUGUGCUUUGGACGAUAUUCUUCAAUGUCUGCCUCGGUGCAAUAACCAUGUGCCAAAAUCCCAUAGAAAACGAGUCCAUGUUUGUGAAUGUCAUAUUUGUGCUUCUGAACAGCGCCGUGGUGUUAAUUGCUGUGGUUGAAGGCCUCCUUAACUCAAAGUCUAACUGGAGAAAUUUCUCCUCUUGCCCGGUGCGAUGUUUCCGGAUGAUGUAUGGCAGAUGUCGCGAUGGUCAUGGGAACAGACGGAGUGAUUUGUCCCUAAUUCAACCACUGACAGAGGAACCAUUAGUUUUCGAUGAAUAAAAAACUUAAUUGUUUUGGCUUCAUUAUGGUAAUUUGGUGCAGCAAAGAGAGUACACAGGGAUCUCUCAUUUUGUUGCUUAGCUGUACCCCCAGCCUAAGUCUGCUGCUUUGCAUAGCUACUACGCUGACAAAAAAAAAAUUAUCUAUUUCGCUUCAAUUGCAUCUGUUGUUCGUCAAAUGUUUUCGAAAUGUAGAUAACAAAGAAAAGUUAGGAAAGUUCAAAGAAAUAUUUUACAAUGCAAAAUAGUUCACGAACAGUGUUAUGCUUUGCUUCUUUUCUCCGUGUAUUUGAUUAUUUCUUUUUCAUUUUUAAUUCUAUCACAGAAACGUUGAGCAGGAAUUUAAGAUGUCACUAUAUAAUUACUGGACCUUCGUUUUGUAUACCCCACCCAUAAGGCCGGAAAGUUAAAUAUAUUUAAACAUCUGAAAGGCUUAUUUACUAAUCAUUAAUAUUUUUACCUGUAGUACAUUGCAAUUGGCCACAUUUACUCCAACACUUAAUUGACCCAUCUUUUCUUGGGAAAAUUGGUUUACAACACUACUACGCCCUCGAGGCAAAACUAAAAAGCCUGGUUUUCAUUGAAGAAACGGAUCGAGACGAUAACUUCUCCCUAGUUUGCAAUGAUAAAAAAACAUCAAUAUAGAUGCGUCAAUGGCUAUUUUAUUAUUCCCAAUUCCUCUUAAAGUAAAUGCUUUGUC
This is a messenger RNA of Pocillopora verrucosa, 3400 nucleotides long. Lineage: Eukaryota; Metazoa; Cnidaria; Anthozoa; Scleractinia; Pocilloporidae. The record is from RefSeq and is a predicted model, not a curated record.